AUGUUCCCCCGAAACCUCCUCAGCUUCAUGCUUGGUGCCGUCGCCACCGGGACCGCAUUGGCAAUAUCACCAACCGUAGCUUCUACUGCACGGUCUGUACCACUUGAUCUAUCGCCAUAUUACAACAACAAGGCGUUCGGCACAUACCCAGGCGAGACCUCAUUCGACGGACUGGGUCAAUGCUACCCAGCCCCAAACCUGACCACGCCCUUCUACACAUCAAGCCAGACGGGAAUCCUGUACUCAUUCCCGGGAUACACGGGCCUCAACAAGACAGACAACGUCGUCUGCAGCAGCCAGACCAUCACCGUGUCCAAUGACUCCUACUUCUCCGCCUCGUUCCUGACAUCAGGAGACAAGGAGCUCCAUACGAUAAGCGAGAAUGUGACCUUCACGUAUACAGACAACAGCACUUCUCUCUACGAGCUGCGGACUCAGGACUGGUUCAGCUUCCUGACUCUUUACCGCGGCGAGCUGAUCUUCCCGAGCCGGUUCACGGCCACGGGUGUGGACUAUAACACGAGUCACAUCUUUGAGCGGACUGCGGCUCUCAUUCCGGGCAAGAUACUUCGCUCCAUCACCUUACCGAACACGACAGAUGCUUCUGAGGGCAGGCUGCAUAUCUUUUCCUUCUCGCUGUGGAGCGGUUCGUCCGCAGAGGUGCAGUCUGUUCGCCCGACGCAGAAGUGGCUCGAAGCGGGUGUGCAAGCCGUGGAGGUCACGGUGAAUAACGCAGGCUCGGAGUGUGUCUCUGGAAGUGGGUUGGUCUUCUCACUCGUCGGGGAGGGUUUCAAUACGACAAAGACUGGGAGCCUGAAACGGCUGUGCCCGGGUGAUCAGAAGACCGUGGCCAUCGGCGUCGAGGGGUCCACGAACGGGUCUGCGAACGUAUCUGUGAUCAUCGAUGAUGGUGUCAGGCAGCGAACAGCUCCAGUUGAAGGCGUUGAGAUUGGAUUCAUCGAGUGGACGACCGAGCUGGAUGACCUGGCAAAGCACGAGACUCCUGACUGGUUCAACGACGCCAAGUACGGCAUCUUCAUCCAUUGGGGUCCCUACGCCGUGGCUGGCUGGGGUAAUUCCACCCCGUAUGAGAGCUACGCUGAAUGGUUCUGGUGGUACUCGACGCAUCACCCCCAAGCCGAUCCCUCAGACUUUUACGACUACCGUCUCCGCACCUACGGCGAAGACUGGGCCUACGACGACACGUUCCCCGACUUCACCGCGUCCGCUUUCGACCCCAAGGAGUGGGUUGAUCUCUUCGCCGACGCAGGCGCCACGUACUUCGUCAUCACGUCCAAACACCACGACGGCUUCGCGCUCUUCGACACGGGCGAGACGAGUAACCGCUCGGCGCUGCACUAUGGCCCGCGGCGCGACCUGCUCGGCGAGCUGUUCGACGCCGCGGCGACGUACCAGCCGGACCUGAAGCGGGGGGCCUACUUCUCGCUGCCGGAAUGGUACAACCCGGACUUCGGCCCCUACGGCUUCGACCAAUUCAACUCGUCGUCCGUGCCGGCUACCAACUCGUGGCCUGGGGUCCUGGCCAAGAACCCGUAUACGGGCGUCGAGGAGCCGUAUACGGGCCAUGUACCUGUGGUCGACUUUUUGGAGAACCUGAUGCUGCCGCAGAUGGAGACGCUGGCUUAUGAAUACGACAUUGACAUUAUGUGGUGCGACAUUGGUGGGCCGAACAUCACCGCCCCCUUCGCAGCCCGCUGGUGGAACGAAACACGCGCCAAAGACCGCCAAGUGGCCAUAAACUCACGCUGCGGUCUCGCGCAAGCCGCCGACUUCGACACGCCCGAGUACGCGACCUUCAGCUCGGCGCAGGCGCGCAAGUGGGAGAGCAACCGCGGCAUGGACCCUUACAGCUACGGCUACAAUUCGGCGACGCGCGCCAAAGAGUACAUGAACGCCAGCACGUUGAUUUAUUCGCUCGUCGAUAUCGUGUCCAAGAACGGGAAUUUCUUGUUGGAUAUCGGCCCCCGUGCCGACGGCAGUAUCGUCCAGGCCGAGGCGGAUAAUCUGCGCGACGCGGGACUCUGGAUCAAGGAUCAUGGAGAGGCUAUUUUCGGGACGAAUUAUUGGUUUGUGCAGAGUGAGAUCGUGGGCGGGCCGGAUGUCAGAUUCACGCAGACCGAUGGGGCGUUCUAUGCGCUGUUUCUGGAACGGCCGGUGGUGGAGGAUGGGGUGGUGAGCAUUGCGGCGCCGGUGCCGAUUCUGGACGGGGACGAGGUGAGCUUGGUGGCGAUCGAGGGUGGUGAGGACUUGAGCUGGAGUGUCAGUGGUAAGGGAACCGAGAUGAUGCUGCAAGUUGAGGUUCACGAGGGGGUCCUGGACAAGGCUGAGUUCUGCUGGGUGUUCAAGAUCAAAUAUGCGUGA
Anthostomella pinea is the source of this 2382-nucleotide messenger RNA. NCBI's taxonomy places the organism in Eukaryota, Fungi, Ascomycota, Sordariomycetes, Xylariales, Xylariaceae. The record is from the annotation of a GenBank genome assembly.